UAUUUUUAAAUUCACUUUUCAUUUCAGUCAAAUUGGCCUAGUUUUUAUUUUUAUACAAUAUCUAUUUAUAUAAAUGAUCUUCCAUCUUCCUUCUGCUUCUUAGAAUCCUUCAAUUAUGUACCACCUCCUGUAGGAGGCAUGUUUUGAUUCCCUCUGGAUGCAAGCAUUUUCCCUAUCAAAGAUAUUAUAUCUAUAAUGUAGGAACAUACAUACAUGUGUGUAUAUGUGCAUAUGACAUGUAAAUAUGUGUGUUGCACACCAUUUACAUGUGUACAGAUUAUAUCGACUAGUAUUGGGAUCAAUAAAUUUUGUGUGUGAGUGUAUAUGUGUAUUAUGGGCCCAUUUUAGCAAUUGGCUAAAUCUUAUGAAAUCUUAAAACAAUAUUUUUAAAUGUAUAAAAUAAAAUACAUAGGAUUACAAAAGAAACCAAAUAUAUUAAAAUAUUGUUGUCAAAAUGUUUAAAAUAAAUUCACAGAUCUCAAAUUAGAAAGUUAGAUAUAAUAGAAUGUAAGCUCUAUAAAGGCAGGUACUAGAGAUACACAAACACACAUACACUGUGUGUGUGCACAUAUGUAUGUAUAUGCAUAGACAAUGCAGGUAUGUACACAUACUCACAUACACAUAUGCAUAUGUGUUCAUAUAUAUUUACAUUGCUUAAUCUUGUACAUAAUUGAUGAUUGAGAAAUGCUUUUAGUUGAAUUGAAUAAUAUGCUCAUUAACUGAAUUAUUUAGAUUAGGAAUUCUUAUGUCACUAGAAGGUGACAUAUGACUCAAUAAAAUCUUAAAAUGCUGUUUUAUUUUGGACUGUAUCUGUAUAAAUACCUAAACUUUUUAGGAAGUUAUAGAAGAAUGAUAUAUUGAUGUAGCCAAGAAUUUUCAGGUCUUUAUUAAAAAUUGGCCAUUUUAUUUUAUUACACCAUACUGCAGCUUUUAAAUAGCAAAUCAAGAAUUUAAAUUACUCUAAAAAGAAGAAAAAAAAAAAAAGAAACACACCAGGAACCCAAAUUUCAAAUCAAUUUAAAAUGACUCUUGGUAUCAAAAAUGUGCUUGCCUUUGAGAUUUUAAAAGUAUCAUAAUGAAUAACAGCUUUACAGUUUAAGAUCUUUAUCCUUUAGAAAGCCUUGAGGAUGCUAGACAAAUUGCCUAACUUGGUUUAUGUGAAGGAAAUAUCAAUGGGUAACAUAUUGUGACUAUUGUACGCAGCUGCUUGCAGAAUUCUAGGAGGAAUUCAAGUUAGAGCGUCAGAAGGUAGCAGGUGUCUUUGAAUGUAUCUUAGGUAUUUUGGUUAUGUAGUCUUUUUAGGUCAGGAUCUCUGGCUAUGUAUCUAUCUGGUGAAUGCCAUGAUACUGAAUAUUAAUUUUAAUUAUUAAUUAUUAUUAAUGAUUACAACUUGAGCAUUUUAUACUUAGUUCAAGUCAAAAGUGGUUUGCUUCAGAUAAUAAGGUAAUCAGAUCUUACUACAUGUAAUAAACAAAUAGUGCUUUUUAUUCCUAGGGCUUUUACUGACUCAGUGUUCAGACAGUCCCAGAAACAUAUAUUCUUAUACUGUUAGCUUUUUCACACAUACACAAAAUGGAGAUAAUAAUAAUUAUAUGUGGUCAAAGAUCAUAGUUAAAAUCAAACACUUUAUAUCUAUUGAAUUUUAAAGAAAAUAAAAAGGAUCAUAGGGACUCAAUCAUAUACUGCCCACCUCCCCCUCCAAAAAAAAAAAAAAUCCCGAGAUACAUCUGCUUGUCAAUAAUUUUAUACAUAUAUGGAUAUCAGGUUACAAAGUAAUACAGAUUUUUAACUUAUCUGCAUUUAUACUUUUAAAUGACUUCCAGCUUUUAUAUCUUUUUUUCUGUUAACAUUUGAGUUGAAUUAUAUAUUUGCUGUUAAUGUUGGAGUAAGAAGAAUACUUCUAUGUUUCAACUUCUGCUACCAUUUUAAUGGCAUGCACUAUUAUUCUAUUUGAGUCUGCAGUUGAAGAGGUAACAAUUCAGUAAGCUAUGUAUGAACAAGUUUUAUGACCCUAACACAUUCUGAUCUUGACUCAUCUCUCUUUAGAUAUAUGUUGAUACUAGGUUAUAAUUCAUUUUUUUGUUGUUGUUGUUUCAAAAGUUCAAGGCUAAUUAUAACACAUUUAGAUAUCUGCCAUCAUUUUUUAUUGAGUCUUUCAUUUUAUUUCUGGUAUGGAAUUCCUUAUUCUAUUCAUUUCUAGUUGAAAAAAAUGUGUUUCCUUGCAUUUUUCUACUUUCUCAAUGUUCUCAAUGUUUUUGUUCCUUUUUCACCACUCUCUAGUUUUAUUGACAUGCUGGGCAAAUAGAAAUCAAUAUUAUGGAUUUCAUGUUAUCUAAGUAUAUAGCUACAGACCAGGGCUUCUUAAUUAUUUUUCUUUUAGAUAGUCUGGUAAAGUAUAUGGACUCCUCAGAAUAAUGUUUUUUAAAUGCAAAAAGUUUCAUAUACAUAUAUAUGUAUGUGUGUAUGUAGUGACAAAAGAAACUGAUUAUUUGAAAAAACAGUUAUCAGAAUACUAAAGAAGGGAAAGGGACCUGUAUGUGCCAAAAUGUUUGUGGCAGCCCUGUUUGUAGUGGCUAGAAACUGGAAAAUGAAUGGAUGCCCAUCAAUUGGAGAAUGGCUGGGUAAAUUGUGGUAUAUGAAUGUUAUGGAAUAUUAUUGUUCUGUAAGAAAUGACCAGCAGGAUGAAUACAGAGAGGCUUGGAGAGACUUACAUGAACUGAUGCUAAGUGAAAUGAGCAGAACCAGGAGAUCAUUAUACACUUCGACAAUGAUAUUGUAUGAGGAUAUAUUCUGAUGGAAGUGGAUUUCUUUGACAAAGAGACCUAACUCAGUUUCAAUUGAUAAAUGAUGGACAGAAGCAGCUACACCCAAAGAAAGAACACUGGGAAAUGAAUGUGAACUAUUUGCAUUUUUGUUUUUCUUCCCAGGUUAUUUUUACCUUCUGAAUCCAAUUCUCUCUGUGCAACAAGAGAACUGUUCAGUUCUGCAAACAUAUAUUGUAUCUAGGAUAUACUGCAACAUAUCUAACAUAUAUAGGACUGCUUGCCAUCUAGGGGAGGGGAUGGAGGGAGGGAGGAGAAAAAUUGGAACAGAAGCAAGUGCAAGGGAUAAUGUUGUAAAAAAAAUUACCCUGGCAUGGAUUCUGUCAAUAUAAAGUUAUUAUUAAAUAAAAUUAAAAAAAAAAAGAGAGAGAAUAGAAAAAAAAAAAGAAAAGAAAAAAAAAGGAAAAAAAGUUAUCAGAAUAGAUAUAUAUUUUUUAAUUCAUAGAUCCCAGGUUAAAAACUUGCAAUAAAAGGUACUAUUUGUCAUGGUAUAAUACAAUAGAAUUCAUAUUGGUUUAAAAUCACAUGUUCUAUGGGAAACCAAUAUUGAUGAAGCUAUUAUUUCCCAUUGACACUCCGGGCCCAAAAUGGUUACACCACAAAUUCAGGUAAACUGUUGAUAGGGAGGGAAAGAAAUUGGAUUCACAUAACUCAAAAUAGGAAGUAAAUUUGAGGACUUUUUUUUUUUCUUACUUGCUCUUAUCUUUUUUUCCCUUUCUUUCUUCCUUGUAAUAUAGGCCAUUCUGAUGAUCACAGAUUUUCCUUCUCUUAUACUUUGGCCUUUAUCCUAGUGCAAUGCUUUCCUAUGAAGUACAUUAAAGCUGAAUCUUGGAACAGAUCAGACUGCUUGUGCCUAGAGAGCUAAUCUCUAUUUGAAUCAUAGCAAAGGACACCAAAAUGCCACCAGCAGCAAGUGGUCCCCCUCAGUAUCCACCCCCAGAUGGAGGAUGGGGCUGGAUUGUGGUGCUUGGAGCUUUCAUUUCCAUUGGAUUUUCCUAUGCAUUUCCUAAAGCCAUCACAGUGUUCUUCAAGGAAAUUCAAGAGAUAUUCCACUCUUCCUACAGUGAAAUAGCAUGGAUAUCAUCCAUUAUGCUUGCUGUUAUGUAUGGAGGAGGUCCAAUAAGCAGCAUUUUGGUGAAUAAAUAUGGCAGUCGGCCAGUAAUGAUAGCAGGAGGUAUACUAUGUUCUUUGGGAAUGAUUUCUGCUUCUUUUUGUAAUAGUGUAAUACAACUUUACCUCUGUGUGGGAUUUGUUGGAGGUCUGGGUUUAGCUUUCAACCUACAACCUGCCUUAACCAUGAUCGGCAAGUACUUUUACAAGAAAAGACCCAUUGCUAAUGGAUUAGCUAUGGCUGGAAGCCCUGUAUUCUUAAGUACACUAGCACCUUUCAAUCAGUUUCUUUUCAAUCAUUUUGGUUGGAAAGGGAGCUUCUUGAUAUUGGGGGGGCUCCUUUUGAACUGUUGUGUGGCUGGGUCACUCAUGAGACCUGUUGGACCCAAACAAACUCCCCCUAAAAAAGAUGUCGAGAAAGCAGCAGGAGAUGCAAGUUUACAGAAAAAAAAGAAGAAAUCAGCAUGUGGAACUAUCAAUAAAUAUUUAGACCUGUCCCUUUUCAAACACAGAGGGUUCUUGAUUUACUUAUCAGGAAAUGUUAUUAUGUUUGUUGGUUUUUUUGCACCAAUUGUAUUUCUGGCACCAUAUGCAAAACACAAGGGAAUUGAUGAAUAUUCUGCAGCCUUCUUGUUGUCCAUCCUGGCUUUUGUAGACAUGUUUGCUCGGCCUUCCAUGGGUCUAUUGGCAAACACCAAGCUGAUCCGGCCUCGUAUCCAAUAUUUCUUUAGUUUUGCAGUUUUGUAUAAUGGCAUUUGUCAUCUCUUGUGCCCUCUGGCAGAAAGCUAUACAGGCCUGGUGGUCUAUGCUGUAUUUUUUGGCUUUUCCUUUGGUAUGGUCAGUAGUGUACUCUUUGAAACCCUCAUGGAUCUUGUCGGUCCCACAAGGUUUUCCAGUGCAGUGGGACUUGUGACCAUUGUGGAAUGCUGUCCUGUUCUGAUUGGACCUCCAUUAGCAGGUAAACUGGUGGAUGAUACUGGAGAAUAUAAAUACUUGUAUUUUUGCUGUGGAGUGAUUGUGACUAUAGCUAGCAUAUGGCUGUUUGUUGGCAAUGCUAUCAACUAUAAGAUGUUGGCAAAGGAAAAAAUGUUAGAAGAAGAAAAGCAGAAAACACUAAACUAUGCUGAUUCCAAGGAAGUGGAGCCUUUGACCAAUCAUGAAAAUGAUGAAGUUUCUGUCAAAGCUACCAAAGCACUUGAUGAUCCUUCAGAAAGAGAAACGAAUAUUUAAUGAGAAUUAUCACUCAGAUAUCAGUGUUUCCAACUUCCCUUAAAAUACAGGGCAGAUAUUUUUGUUGUAAUACUCAGCCAUACUUGUUGAUAGAGAUAGAAUUUUGUCCAGUGACAAGAUUCUACUUGGUUUGUUAUCGAAGACUUUUUUUUUUUCUUUUUUGUGAUUUUGGUGGUGGUGAGAUUUUUUUGUUGUUAUUGAGUUGCAAACAUACGAAUGAGUCCGGCCUUAUUUAUGACUCUGAACUCUGUGGGUAAGAUAUUAAUUUAAAGUCUUCCAGUGACAAGUGAACUUGGUCACAAAUAUAGAAGUAAAUUCUCAUUACUACAUUAUCUGCUUCAUGUGCUACGUGAAAAUAUUUGUCUGAACCCUCAGGAUGAUACUUAUUCCUAUGGAUCUCUCUCCUCCACAAUGUUUUUUUUUUGUUUUUUUUUUUAAUGCAUAACGUAAAAGAAUAGGAAUGAUUAAGGGAUGGGGGAGAUUACUACAAAGAGUAGUGAGGAUAAAACCAACCAUAAAUCUAUGUACAACGCAACCAAUAACAUAAUAUUUGUAGGAUUUUUGUUUGUUAUUAUAAAGUACAAUAUGCCCAGGGGGACAAAAUGGAUGUAUUAUUUUUGCUUUAUCCUUUACAGUAUAAAUGUUAAAAUCAGGAGAUGAAUUCAAUAAUUCUUUAUUCUAAAUGCAAUUAAUCAUUAACUAAAUAAUAGUGUGUGUCUAUGUAUAUGGGUGUGUGUAUAUACACACAUAUAUCACAUAUAUGUGUAUACUAAUCUUUGUGAAAAAUUAUGAAAUUAACGUGCUAAAACAAUUACUUUUGGGCCCAUAUGAUUAAUCCAAAUGUUUUUAAUGCCAGUUGAUUAUGACCUAAAAAAAAUAUCUUUUCAUUUUUAAUCAUUAAAAUGAUCCAAAUAAUGGAAUCAAAAAAGACAGGUAAUCAAGGAAAGUGGGUAGGAAUCAGCUAAAGUAAUAUAUUUAAAAUAGAUUUAGGUCUAUAAUGGCAAGAAAUAACAAUUAAGGAUUUCUGUUGAAUAUAUUAAUAAUAUCAGGUUAGAAUUUAAUUUUUAUUUUCUGAUGAGUCCAUUGACAUCAUAUAGUAUAAUCACCUGUCAUUUGUGUUGACAGAACUUCCUUAAGGCCAAAUUCUGACUUUUCCCCAUAGCUCAAGGAAUUUUCUGUUUUGAAGAUGAGUAAUCUGAUUGGUCCUACACUGGGUCGAGUCCAGUAAAUCUUCCCAGUGUCUCAGGCACAAAGGUAGCUAUCUAAAAUGCCUCAACAUGAUAGUACUGGAAAAUUCAAAUCCUGUAGCCAUCAGACUCAGAUAGCUUAUGCAGGCAACUGAAUAAUAGAGUGUCAGGUUCUAACCAUUUCAGUUGUCACAUUUUGAUUUUAUAGAUAUCGCAUGGAAUAUAAAGAUGAGAACCUUGUGUUGUUGUUGUUCACAUUUAGGGAUUGGUUUCUCAUCUUUGAAUCCUUGUAAGAUUUCUCAAAAUCUAUAACACUAUUUUAAAGAAAAUUAGAUAUUAAGCUUGUUGUUUAAAAGUCUCUAAAAUUAAAAAAAAAUAAAUUAGGAAAACUAUUAAUAAUCUGACCAUUUCGGUUAUAAAUAUUAACUUCUGUAGAUCAGAAAUUUAGUUUAAUAUUAUAGUUAAUAAAAUAUUUUAUGCUUUCUUAUUGGGAUAAAAUCACCUUACUGAUGUCAAAUAGUUUCCUCCCUUUUCUUUCUUGCACUUAGGGAAUGUGAUUAUUCUGAUAGACAAUAGGAAAACACCUACAUAUAAAUCCUUUUGAAAUAGUGAACAGGAAGGAUGUGAUUCAUAAAAUAUUUAUGUACUGUUUAUGCAAGAUACUUUUACAUCUUCUUUAGGAAGAUAUGUGAAAUUUCACAUUUAAUUUAACUUUCACUUUUAAAAAUAACAUGUAAGAAGUGUUAGCAUACAAAAGAAUAUAUAAGUUAAGUAAAACAAGAUGUGCCAAUAUCACAACUAAACAAAUCAGGGAAAAUUUGGCAAGUAUGAAAGCGUAUUUAAGUGAGUUGUGUCUGAUCCUGAUAUUCAAUUUAGCUAUUUUCAUAUAUUUAUAUUUUUAUAUUCUACUCUGAUUUGUCAUAACAGGUGCAGAAUCACAAAUUAUCUUUCCCCUCUCUAGACUUAAACAUCUAUGCUGUAAACAAAAACCUCAUUUGUUCUUAAUCUCAGAAGAUGUAUGAUUAAAAUAAUAUGGAUCUCAAGCCCCAUGUAUAGGAGCUAAAAACCCCAAGGUAGGCUAUUCUUGUCUUUUCCAUCAUCUGGAAGUGGCCUCUGUUGCAAUGACCUAAAUUUUCAUUGUUCCCUUUUUGUUUCCCUUUCCCCCAUGAGAGGGAAAAGUUUUUAUAAUUUGCUCCUACUGAUCAGUUUCUAGUUAAACCCACACACUGUCUUUAGUCAUUAGUUUUUGGUUCCUACCAUUGUUUUUGUUUUUAAACUUUUUCGAAAAAUGAGAAAUGGAAUAGAACUAUUGUCCAUCUGAUGGGCUGGCAAAAACACACUUGCACUGCACAACAGUACAAAUAUGCACAUAUAAUCCCCAUUCACAAUUGUAAUGGGGAUUAAAACUGAACACACUUGAAAUGGUGGUGUAGACAUACCCACUGGGGCCAGACCUGUACUAGGAUAGCCCAAAGUUAUUCCAUAAGGAUUUGAUUAACUUUAUUUGAUUUAUAGUCUAAUUAUUUUAUUAGAAUCAGAGCAAGGUGAAUGAAGAAUGUAAGCCAGGGGUAUUCAUCACAAUAUGUCUCACAAGGGGACAAAUGGAAGAGUUUUUGUGACUGAACCAAUACAUUGGUCAUAUUUCCCCCCUAGUUUGAAAGUUGUCAGUUUUUAACUCUGCAGAAUAGUAUGUGGAAUGAAUCUACUUUGAGUCCUAUUUUAAAAUUUAUUCUGUCAUUUUCUGAUGCUAAGAAUAAAAGGUCAUAAACCAGAAAAAUUGAUGAUUUCUGUUUAUGCCAUACCUCUUUGCAUCACAUAGGAGAAUUAUUUGAUCUGGAACUUCCAGAGUUGCUAUGGAAAAGUUUCUUUUUUUUUUUUUUUUUCUUUUCUUUUUUUUAGAAGCCUGGGGAAACUGUGAGAGAAUUGAGUUCCUUAUCUAUAUUUUCAGAAAUAACACUUUUACUACACACAAACCUUCCCUUAAAGAUAUGUUGUCUUUUUCUUGCAUAAAAAUGGCACAAAUGAACUACUGUCAACUGAAUAGCAGGACAAGAAGUUUGUGUCUUUUUAUAAGGUUGCACUGAUCAAUCCAUUGGGCAUACUGCUGCCCAAUCCUUUUUGUGACCCACAGCACAAAUUUGAGACAGAUAGUCAAAAUUAUAGUUUGGAAAGAAAUGUCUUUUCCCUCUGUCUGCUUAUAGCUACUUGGUUCACAGACUUUACCUCAGUCUCAUGUUCUUUCUGAGCCCAGGUAUCCAUAUACCUGACUUUAAAUUUCUUCAAAAUAGUGAUCUAUUUAAGUUUAUAAUGCUAGAAGAAUCACAGUUUCAACCCCUUUUACCUAUGUAUAUCUGAAAAAGCAACAUUGCUUUAGUGAAACUGUAAAAUAUCAUGAGAAUUUAAGUAUAGGAAAAAUUUAAGGCAAUUUCCCUUUUUUUAAAAAAAAUAUAAUUUCUUUAGGAAAGUCAAGAACAAAAUAUCAGAGCAGCUAUAAGAAAAAUCAUAUAAAAAUUGAUCAUAGCAUUGUGCUCACUGCAUUAGACAUUAUAGCUGAGUACAAAGAGAAUUUCAGCCUUAUGUGGACCAAACCACAGGGCAUCUAAACCUAGUGUUAAAAUUGAAUGAAAACUAUUUAAUUACACAACAAAGAAUGAUUAGCAAAUAUGUGCUCCAAAUGCCCCACUAUUCUGCUAUAAUUUAUAGUAUAAUUUUUACUUAAAAGUUUGCUGGAAACUAGAUUUGCUGCAACCCAAAUAUAUCAUUUCUAAUUGUGAGCUUUUCUAGGAAAUGCAAAUGUUCCUGCCCUAAUCUCUAAAUAAUGCUAACGAUGAAAAAAUUGUCAUGUCAUUUUUUAUGUAACUCCUUUUCCCUCAUUAAUAACAAUGACUUGUAUUUAUAUAACCCAAACAUCAUAUAUAUUUCCCUGGGGCUGGAUUUAGAAGAAAAUGUUAUUAAUUUUUAUGAUUAUCUAAUUUUCCAUAUUAAUGGCAAAUAGCUUAUUAGCUGUUUGUUGUGAUGCAAAAAAAUAAAAACUAUUCAUUAAAGAAUGUUAUCUUCUAUGCCAAGUUGUACUCUUAAGCUCUAUGUUUGAUACUCUUUCCAACAACAAUCACAACAGAAAAAGAAUAUAUUGUUUAGGCAGUUUAAUUAAUUUCUCUGGUAUACAUGAGUUUUCAAUAGUUGCACAUAAUUUAUCCCUUAUACUACAGCUCAGUUUUCAUGUUCUUUGGAAUGUAUAUGUGUUUUGUUUUGUUUUGUUUUGUUUUAAUUUGCUUCACUGAAAUUGAAAUUUUCAUUUACUUUUAUCUUGUUAACUUUAUGUAAAUGUUGGAGUUUAAACGAUACCUUAGAAACUAUUCAGUCCUGCAUCCAUCCUAUAAUUUUCACAUGAGAAAGACUCAAGCUUAGAUUUAUGAUGUGAUUUGCCUAAAAGUAAUAUAGCUAACUUAAUGAAAGACUCAGGACUACAACUCCCAAUGCCAGAGUCUCUUUUCCUAAUACCCCAUCUUAUUAUCUAUUUAAAAAGUGGCUUUGUCCCUCCUCACAUGCUUUAAACUACUGCUAAAGUGUUUAAAAUAAUUUUCUACUGCUUGUCUAUUCAAAGGAUUUACUGUUGUUUCUAUUACUGUAUUCUCUUCAAACUAAUAUAGAAUUUUAAUACUUAGGGCCAGAAAAUCACCUAGAAAAGCAUAUAAUGCAGUGAAUAUUUUAAUUCAGCAAUUAUUUAUUAAGCACAUGUUAUAUGCAGAAUAAUAUAUUAAGGAAUAAUUACAUGUAGUAAUUUCACUGAGACACGGGGUAGUUCAAUUUUAAUUCUAUUUCAUUCAGCAAAUUUUUAUUAAAUUCUCAGUAUAUGUCAGCCACUGUGUUAAACUCUGGGGCUACCAAGACAAAAAUGAAAGCAGGAUUUGUUAAGAAAGUUGUUUUCUAUUUGGUGAUAACCAUAAAAUUGUGUGCUGAAGUAACAUUUGUGCAUUAAGUACAAAAUUUCAAGUACCAAAGAGACAGUGGUAUAUCCACACAGUAACCUCUUCCCUCCCUUCUAAUUUUCUUUCAUCUUUCAGUUUUUUGUUUGUUUUUACAUUCAGAUGGAAAUGGUCUCCUUCUUUGACAGUUCUUUGGACUGAGUUAGCUCUAAUUGUUAGGAAAUAAUUCCUUAUACUGAAGCUAAGUCAGUCUUUUUACUACUUCCACUCAUUGUCUCCAGUUCUUUCUUCUACAGUUAAACAGAACAAGUCUUAUCACUUGUCCCCAGGAUAACCCUUCAAAUCUUUGAAAACAGCUAUCAUUACCUUUAAAGUAUUUCCAGAGGAAGAAAAUAUUUUCUAAUAUCCACAAUUUUUCUAGUCAUAUGUACUAUAGAAUUCUUAUAAAUUCAUAGAAAGAGAUCUCCUCUAGUUAAAUCACCUCUGUGGGGAGGGUCGGGGAGGGGAAAGAGGGAAGGGACUCUCACAUGUGAUAAAAACUCAGCUAAUAUUUAACAAGCUUUUGCAUGAAUAUGCUUUUCUCUAAAUAUAUGUUGUCACAAAUCACGAUUUUUUAUAUAGCUAAAAUAAGUUUGUCUCAAUGAACACAUUCUCUCUCUGUAUACACACAUAUUUUUCUUUACUAUUAAAAUGUGGAAGCCACAAUUUUCAAAAAAGGGAUUUACAUUUGUGAUAGUAACUUUUUUUUUGUUUUUCCAUGACCAACAUUCUCUUUCUACUUAAAAAUCAUAAAUGUUGGCAUUUAAUGAUAAAUAUUAUUUUCAUCACUUAGAGCUUCUUUAGAAGCAGUAACAUUCUUAAUAUUCAUAAUAUUUCAUCCUGUUUGAGAUGAACAAAAUAUAAUCCUGGAAAGAAACUCUAUUUGGUAAACUGAUGACUCCCUUAGAAGAAGACAUUUAUUGUAUUAAUUCAUAUAUAGGUUGUCACUAAAUAAAGAUUACACUCUUAGCAUGAGUUCUUUAAAAGGGGAAAAAAAUAUUUAAGCAUACUCUAAACAAAAUAUUGGUUCAAAGUCUCAUUCAUAUUUUUAUUUAAAAAAAGCAAGCAAUCUAUAUUUAGACUAAUGUAAUUUCAUUAAGUGAGCAUUUUCCUUCAAAUGGUGAAUUAAGUAUCCUGAGACAAUCCCUAACCACAAUCCUUAAACUAUUUCUCUACUGCCUAGUUUUCUUUUUCUGCCUCAUCUUCUCUUUAUCUUAUUAUUAUGUCUGUUUUUUUCUGUCAUUCAGAGAACCAGAUCAGUUAAGACAGUAGAAGCUCAUCACCAAAGGUUUGCUUAUAAAACAAUGGGUAUUUUUCAGUAUAAGGAAUAAUUUUCCUAUUUAUGUGCAAGGAGCUGAGAAUGCUUUAGAAAUAAGAAUUAGGACCAGUUUCUUUUCUUAUGUUAUGCAGUUAUAUAAAGACAGAUAAAAUGGUGAAUGGAAGAUGUUCUGAUAAAAACAGAAGCCAAACUUUUUUUCUUUGGCUUUUUCAGUUCCCUCAGAUAAAAUGGAUGGUAUCCCUAAAUAGAUAGGUAAACUGGCCAGCAAAACUUACAACUAUAGUGCAUUUAAUAUAUCAACAAUUUUAAUUUUUGGUUCACAUUCAGAAAUGUUGAACCUAUAGUAUGAUAUCCAUAGGAAACUUACUCAAAGUAGGUAGCUCAGUCUAUUCAAAUAUGUGUAUUAUAUAUGGAGAUUGAGAACAAUCAAACAAAAUACGGUUAUUAAAAAUCUAGGUAAUCUUCCAAAAUAAAUUAAUACCUUAUCUCUUAAGGAGUUGAUGGGCUCUAUUAGUUGUUAUACUGAGAUUUUCUAGUAUACAUUUAAUUCCAAAGGAAUAACCAUUUUUUCCCAGAUAAAGGGGAAUCCCUGAGUUACAAUCUGGAUGUCUAGAGAUAAGAUAAAGUUACAACCUGUGUGUUAUUUGAGAGUUCUCAAAAAUUUCACAUGGUGAGGUAAUCCCAACAAUCAGUCAUUUAACUUCAGGCAUCAUAAGUUUAUGUCUCUUAAUUUCUUUAUUUAGUAUAUUUUAGUGAAAUAUCUGCUUAAAGGAUUCCAAAUAUGUUUUUAAAAUAUGAUUUAAAACAAAAUUAAAAAUAGAAAAGAAUGAGGAUGAUUUUGCUAAAAGUUUUAAUAGGGGAAAAAAUAGUCAUGUUAUUCCAUGUAUGAACUUGCUCAGUGAAUAAUGUUUACCAUCAGGUUUAGGCUUGUUCUUAGAUUCUAAGACUGAAUGUAAUAAAGGUGAAGUUGAGGGCUAAAGAAAAAAAAAUAAUAAUUGUGAAAGAGGUCACUUAAAUUAGCCUUAAAUCUCCAUUACUUACUAAUUAUUUGUCAUUAUCAUGCCUGCCUUAAUUUUCCAGUCUUUAACUUCCUUCUUAGGUCAAAGCCCAACUGAUAAUUUCCAAAGGUUAAAAAAAAAAAGUUGAAUUUUAAGUUAGCUAGUCCUUAUGGGACGGAUAUCUACUCCCAGCUUCCUGACAGGUUCUUUAUAGUGAAGCUUCCCCACUUUGUCCUUGAGGUAGCUUGCUAUAGAAGUAAGGGCAUGAAGUCUAGGGUCACAAAAUCUGAGUUCAAAUGCUAACUGUACUACUUGCUGCCUGUGUAAUUUCCUUAUCUGUAAAAUUGAAAGAAUUAAACUAAGAUUUCUUUGUUAUUUCCAGCCCUUGGUCUAUAAUGAUCUUUAUCUUCCAUGGAGAAAAAUGUGAUUGAAAAAUCAUUCCUUUUUUUGAGCAAAGUAGGAGAGUAGCUAUCAUUAGAAAGAUUACUUUUACAAUGUAUUGUUCAUUCUAAUGACAUAUCUGCUUUGUUUAGAGAUGCAUUCAAGUUUGAUUUAGUGAAAAGACUAUUGAAGUUGGAGUACAAAAACAUAGCCUCUAAUCCCUGUUCUUCUUUGCACAUAGUAGGUAUUCUAUGAAUAUUAGUUAUUUUUAUAAUUAUUGUUAUCUAGUCUUGGACAAAUUACAUCAUCUCUGUGAUUUAGUCUCUGCUUUAUAAAAUGAAGAAAACAAUUUAGACUAUUUCUUUCAAGAAUGGAAUGCUGAUAUAAAAAUUGACUUUAUGGUUCUUAAAUGAUAGAAUCAUUUUUUUUUAAUUAUAGCUUUUUAUUUACAAGAUAUAUGCAUGGGUAAUUUUUCAGCAUUGACAACUGCAAAACCUUUUCUUCCAAUUUUUUCCCCUCCUUCCCCUCCCCCCCUCCCCCAGAUGGCAGGUAGACCAAUACAUGUUAAAUAUGUUAAAGUAUAUGUUAAAUACAAUAUAUGUGUGUGUAUAUAUAUAUAUAUAUAUAUAUACAUACAUACAGUUAUUUUGCUGCACAGGAAGAAUCGGACUUUGAAGUAAUGUACAAUUAACCUGUGAAGGAAAUCAAAAAUGCAGGCAAACAAAAAUAGAGGGAUUGGGAAUGCUAUGUAGUGGUUCGCAUUCAUUUCCCAGAGUUCUUUUGCUGGGUGUAGCUGGUUCUAUUCAUUAUUGAACAAAUAGAACUGAUUUGGUUCAUCUCAUUGUUGAAGAGGGCCACAUCCAUCAGAAUUGAUCAUCAUAUAGUAUUGUUGUUGAAGUAUAUAAAGAAAAUGAUAAGAGUUCUUAACAAAAGUUGACCAAAAAAUUCUUAACAAAAAUAUUUUUAAUUAACAUUUUAUGUUCAUAUAUUACCAAAAAUGUGUGUGUGUAUGUUAUAUAGAUAUGUAUACAUAUAUAAUUAUAUGUAUGUGUGUAAAACUAAAAGGUCUACCCUCAAGGUAAAUAAAUGAGGCAUUACUUAAUUCAUUUUAAGUAUAGUCUUUAUGAGGCAAACAUUUACAAUUCAGUAAAUAAUUAUGAAGGAACAUAUGAAGUUUUGUUCUUAUGAACAAAUGUUAUGAAGUUUUGUUCUAGGGACAAGACAUUGUGCUAGGCAAUGGGAGAAAAAGAUAAAAAUAACAAAAACAAAACUCUCAGUUCUUAAGAAUUUUGUAGUCUAAUUUGGGAAUAUACAGAUAUUAUACCAGAUCAAAUUUGAGAAGAGGAGACAAAAUUAUGUAAUAAUAUGUAGUUACACAUAGUGUGUGUUUGUGUAUGUGUGUGUAUGUGUGUGUGUGUGUGUGUGUAUACACAGACUUAUGUUGGAAAAAAUUGUAUUUGGGCUUAGAUGUUUUCAUUUCUCACUGAUAAUUUGUUAAUAUCAUUCGUGCCUUAAUUUUCACAUUUUCCAUGAUUAUACCAAAUAGCAACCAUUCUUGUAUAGUGGCUCAUCUACUUGGCUCAGAAAGACAGCACCCUUCUGUUCUGAUUUAUUAGAAAAAGGGAAUUGCUAAAGACAGACAUGAAACUGGUAUUGAAUAGUAGCAUGUUAACCAGAUGUGAGUGCAGAAGGGUGGCCUCAGAACCCUAAAACUAGUUAUAAAGAUUUACCUCCUGCCUUAACCUUUCAUCCUAGGGAAGGUGAAAGGAACAAUCCUUAUCCAUUAUAAUUUACCAUAGGAUUUAAUCUGAAAGGGAUCGUUUAUUCACGUUUAAAUAGAAAUAUCUCCUCAGCACAACAGAGAAUGAUUAUUUUAAAUCAAAUCUUGUUAAACUAUCUCCAGGAAAGGUCACCCUUCAACAUUAAGGAACUCAUGCCUCACUACCAUUGACCCCAAGCUUUCUUCCAUAAACAUUUCCUGUCACAUAGAAAUGAAUUGAAGGUCCCUAAUUCAUUAUUAUUUUACCACAAGAAACUCCUUAGCAAUAACAGAUAUAUAGCUAAUAUUUGUAGAAAAGAAAAAAUAAAUGGGGAGGGAAAGAGAAGAUCAGAUUUAGAAUGUUCUUUCUAGUUAUUUUUUUCUACGUUGAAGUAUUCUUAAAGACUGUAUCCAAGUAAUUUAAUCAAAUAGAGAUAACUUUUAUUGCUGGAGUUUUUCCAACAACUUAAUUACUCUUCAUUGAGAAAUUGAUCAUAUGGUUAUGUGAUCAAUUUCAUUUGCAUAAAAUAGCCAGAAAUACUGUUUUGCUAGGAAAGUGACCUAGAAUUAAUCAAGUUAUGUAGAUUCACCUGAUCUGUCAUGGAUUUUUACCCUUUAAAAUUCUUUUUUUUUUCCCAAAUAAAUGAUCAGAGUUGAUUAUGUCUCCUUUACCUUCAAGGCCUAUUGUAGUUUAUGAUAGAAAUAAAAGCUCCCUUUUUGCUUCUACCUUCCUACAGCUGAAUGUAUUUUAAGUCCUCAUUAUUUGUAUCAUUGGGGAAUAUAUUUUUAUUUGUUUCUAGAAUUUUUAUAUGUACAUAGUAGGAUCUGCAUUUAGUAAAUAAAACAUGAAAAUGAUCUGCCAAAAAAUGAGAAAAUGAAUUUUUAUAAUAACAUAUUUUAUUAUUUAACUAAAAGUAUUGCCAUUUUAUUUCUAUUAGGAAUACACUUCAUUCAUAGAACUACAAUGUCAUAUAUCACUGGUCUCUUGUUAUAUAUAUAAUUCUGUUCAACAUGUCCUAAACUUCUCACUUGUAUGUUGAAAAGAACAUCGCCCAUGAUGAUGUGGAAAGACUUGAGUCCUAGUCCUGAUUCAACUUAUUGGCUGUGUGACCUUGAACAAAUUUCUGAAUUUCUCUGAGGCUGUUCAUCUGGAAAAUGAGGUUAAUAAUAUUUGCACUACUUAUUUCACAAGGUUAUUGAGAAGAGUAUGUUAUAAACUAUAAAGUACUAUCUAAAUAUAUUGUUAUAUAUUCCUAAGCAAUCUUUUCCUUGAGCAAUUAUUGUAAGAUUAUUGUACCUUUGCUCACUGAACUUAUCUUGCUGUACAACAAUGUGUGAAUAUCACUGAUAUUUUAGAAAACCACAUUUAACAUAGCUACUGAAGUUUACUCUAUGUUCACUUUGAAACUGUGUAUGGUUUGGCCACUGUUAAGACUAAAGACAGACUGAAUGUCUUUCAAGACUAGUGCAGCCUAGCUAAAUUCAGAGAUGUGUUCAUCAUUGGAUGGUUGGCUAUAAGAGGUAUUCUUUUCUUCCAAUACAAAUCACAAAAAACAAGGCAAGAAAGUGUUAUAUCUGUGCUCAUGAAGACAACAUCCACAUUGAUGAAAUCAUGAGUCCCCAAAAAUAUGGGCAGAAAGUGUACGUUCUGCAUGUAAUUUGCAAUGUCUUUUCAGAUGCCUUUAGAAAAUGUCAAUAGUAUUCUAUUAAUGCAGGCAGGAGGUACACUAGGGAAAUUGUGUGGUCAAUUUCCAAAGUAGGACAUAGCUAGCAUUUAGAAGACUUCCUCUACUUCUUAGUUUAUACUCUACUUUGAAAUUCCCUGUUUCUUUAUCCUGUCAGCCAAAUGUGCUAUGCAAAUAUUGAAAUAUGAAGUGGCUAUGCUUGAUAAUACAUUUUGAAUUACUGCUAAUUUUAUUUGCUAAAUUUGGAGUGCUUUAUUUUAGCUUACCAUAGAGAAAUUUUGACAAUCAUUUGACUAACUAAGGGUGCUACUCAUUUUUCCCAAAUCUUGACUUUAAUAGUAAACUCCUGCAAAAAUUUAUUUUUGUAAUGUACUAAGCCUAUUGCCUUGUCUUUUUUGCAUAUUGUUAACACUGUAUAUGUUUUUUUUGCAUACUAUUAUAUUGUAUUUCAAUGAUUUUUUUCCCUGAUUGCUUAUUAAAUCCUAUUGCAAGCCUGUAUUGACUUAAAAUGGCAAGUUUAUGCAUAUAUAUUUAUAUACUAAGACAAUUAUCUUAGGUUAUUCAAUUAAAAUGAAAAUAAUAAAUAAAAAUCCCACAUUAAGUUUCUGAAA
Molecule: messenger RNA, 17027 nt
Organism: Antechinus flavipes (yellow-footed antechinus)
Lineage: Eukaryota; Metazoa; Chordata; Mammalia; Dasyuromorphia; Dasyuridae
Gene: SLC16A7
Product: solute carrier family 16 member 7
Exons: 6
Coding region: 3720-5162 (480 amino acids)
Biological process (GO): transmembrane transport; monocarboxylic acid transport
Cellular component (GO): membrane
Molecular function (GO): monocarboxylic acid transmembrane transporter activity
Source: RefSeq, a predicted model, not a curated record